This is a messenger RNA of Theileria orientalis strain Shintoku, 372 nucleotides long. RefSeq lists its product as hypothetical. The record is from RefSeq and is a predicted model, not a curated record. The transcript has a single exon. Lineage: Eukaryota; Apicomplexa; Aconoidasida; Piroplasmida; Theileriidae. Bases 1 to 372 code for a protein of 123 amino acids.
AUGAAAGAUAAAAAAAAUGAUAACGAAAACAACUUUAUUUUGCGGGUAUAUAAUGUACCUCCAUAUUUUACUGUCUCGAAAUUACAGGAAGUAAUAGAAGAAAACUGUUCCCCCGUUCACAUAAAUAAAAUCAUUCAACCUAGCGAGUGGGACGACGUUGUUGAUACUUGUUGGAUAAUACUGUGUAAAGAUCGCAAAACGCACUCAGCUCUGUUGGAUUUGAAGGAUAUUUGGUUCAAGCCUGAUAAAACUGAUAAAUACGGAGUUGCAAUAACCUUUGUGGCCGGUGAGAACCUAGACCUUACCUUUAUUCCAUCUAAGGCCGAUGAGCAGUUAUUGCUGAAUGAGCAUUUGAAUAGUUCAGAUAUUUAA